This is a messenger RNA of Penicillium atrosanguineum, 1119 nucleotides long. RefSeq lists its product as uncharacterized. NCBI's taxonomy places the organism in Eukaryota, Fungi, Ascomycota, Eurotiomycetes, Eurotiales, Aspergillaceae. Gene Ontology annotation, biological process: polyketide biosynthetic process. Gene Ontology annotation, molecular function: acyltransferase activity, transferring groups other than amino-acyl groups. The record is from RefSeq and is a predicted model, not a curated record. The transcript has 3 exons. The coding region runs from base 1 to 1119 and encodes 372 amino acids.
AUGGAACCCAAGUCACCGGCCCCAGCCCUGUACAUCACAGGGUUGGGAUCGCAAUAUCCUCCCUAUUUGCUGGGGCCCGAGGAAUUUGAGAAAAUCAAAAAGCUGCUCCAGCUCAAUCGCUCGACGGGUAUCGAGACCAGAUCCGCAAUACAACCCUACGAGACUGAAUUUGCAACCCAGCCGGACGCCCCCGCAAUUAGUGAGAUCGAUCAGUUCUUUCGCCAAGCCGGGGUCGACCUUACCGUUCAAGCAUGUAAGAAGGCCCUCGAAGAAGCCCAAGUCGCACCCCGGCAGAUUACUCAUACGAUCGGUGUUACCUGUACCAAUUCGGGUAACCCGGGGUAUGAUCUGCUAGUGGCCCGUCAUUUGAACCUUCCGCCCCACGUCGAUCGCAUGCUUCUCCACGGCGUUGGGUGCGCGGGCGGGCUGUCCAUCUUGCGGGCCGCUGCGCAGAUAGCCGGUGGGGCAAGUCUGCGGCGAAAACCAGCCCGCAUUUUGGCUUUCGCUUGUGAGCUGUGUACCCCAAAUUUACGCCAUUAUCUGUCAUUAGCGGAGACAUGUACGGAAGCAGAUCAACCCAAUAUUGCAGGAGCUUUGUUCUCAGAUGCCGCGGCCGCUUUUGUUCUUUGUAAUGAGUAUGCUAUGGCUGGGAACGAGCAAGUCCCUCGUCUGUUUGAGCUUCUGGAAUGGGGCUAUGAUUUAAUUCCGAACACGAUUGAGCAUAUUCGAGAUGUUCCCGAAUACACCAAACACGCUAUCGGACCAAUGUUUGAGAGACUCCUUCCUUCAUAUGAGGAACAAGUAAAGUCCCAGUCAAGGGCAGGGGGAAGCCAACCGCUGGGGUCGCUAGGGAUCUGCGAUUUCGACUGGGCUUUGCAUCCCGGCGGAAGAGCAAUUAUAGAUGGCGCAGCACAGGUCUUACAAUUGUCUGAGGAUCAAUUGCAGGCAACUCGGGAGAUAUAUCGCACACGGGGAAACUCAUCUAGUGCAUCGGUCCUUAAUGUCUUAGAUCGGCUUCGUUCACAGAGCAAGAAGGAGCAUGUUGUUGCCACUUCGUUUGGUCCUGGUCUGUCAAUUGAAAUGGCGCUGUUAAGGAGGUGUCAACUGGGCGAGUAUUGA